UCCGGAUAGCGGAGGCAAGAGCUGCGGAGGAAUUUGCGAGUGAGUGUGUGUGAGCCGGACUUUCGAUCAUCCGGCGGGCCCUUCCCCCUUGACCGUGAGUUCUUCGACCCAUGAGAGAGGGCCCACGACUUCCAAAAGGGACGGAAAACUUUUCCCCACCUGAAAACAGGGAUCGGAGGGUGGGCGGGUUCGGAUCGAAAAAAUAACCAUUUCCCAGGCUGGAAGAGUCGAACCCGCAACUGGACCAGAACAUGCUACGAACGGGGACAACUCAUCUCACCGAGGCAGUGCAAGCAUCAUCAUCCUAGGGGACUUGCAGAAAAAACAAUCACGACCACCACAGGCUUUACUUCCUCUCGGACAUCUCUACUUAGUAACACAACGAAGUUCACACGAUGGAGAUACUAAUUAUUGCUAAUAUCAUCUUCUCUUUUUCUAGAUAUUUUAGGUUUCUUUCUUUUUGAUAUUUAAUCGUCUUAAUCUUAUUCGACUGUGUGUGUGUGUCUCAGUAGGAGUUUUUGGACAUUGCAUUUCGUGCCGUCAGUUCUUAGAUUGAUUCAAUCUUUUUGGUCGUAAUGGAUACUAAAGUGUAUAGGAAGUAUUACCAUUGCAGUAAUUUUAUCACCCAUUUUUUCUUCUUGCCAUAUCAUGCUGAUAAGAACGUUUGACUGGUGCCUGUCUAAUCUAUCCCACUAAAAAGGGAAAAAAAAAGUUCUGGAGAAGACUGAUUUUUUUUCUUAAUGACCGGCACUUUUAAACGAAUAGAAAUUCUGAAAUCGCACCACCGGCUUACAUUCAACUCGCUUCCCUUUUCAGAAAACGAAAUAAUUUGAGGAUUCCAGCGAGGAAGAAGAAGGUUCUUAGCAGCAAGCAGUACCUGUAUGAAGCUUUGCUUGGGUCUCUGAAGCUGUUUUACGAAGAAGGCUGUUCUCAAUCUCUCGCUUUUUCCGCGUCGUAAAUUGUUGUUCGUUAAAUUUUGCAGCAAUUUAACCACGCUUUAAAAAUCUUGUUUGUUUUUUUAAACAUAUUUUAUCUUAGGAUACAUUUUUCUCUGGAAAUAGCUAAAGUAGCCUCACAAUGAUACUUUGGCUUUUUCUUACUGUCGUUCUGUUCUUAGUGAUAUGAAAUGUGCUUCUAGGAAUAACUUUCUGACUUUAUAGGAUUCAGCAAAAAAAGAAAAUAAUUAAAUAAAUAAAUAUUGAAACUUGGAUUAGAAACAAAAUAACACAAAGAAGGAAGACAUGCUUGGGCACUUUUCCUUCUUUCUGACGACCUUGCUGUCAUGCAGGGCGUACUAAUUAAUGAUUAACACCACACAUGCAGCUUAUCCGCACUCGCAGCUAAACAGCAGCGAUCAAUUUGUUCCUUGCCCGUCAGGUCGGAGAAUGGGACUGUAACAACUUGUAGGUCAUUUCGACGGUUAUGAUCACAAUCCCUUGUUGAGAAAGAAAAAAACAAAAACAAAUUCAAUUUCGGCAAUCUCGAGCAAAAUUUCCAAAUUCAGCAGUGAAUUCACCUCCAGCAUGUAAACUGUAUUUUCUUCAAUUAACAUAGAGGACACACUUGAGUCAGUUUCCUAAUAACCCCAGCGGAGAUUUUUCCAUACGCCACAGCAGAACAACCCUUUAUUUGAAUUCUUGGUGAAGAUGCUCAUUUUAAGAGACUGUUGAUCUGGAUCGCCAUCGAAUGUGAAGAUGGAGAAAAGCGCAAUCCGUGCUCAGCUCUUCUUCUCUCUCAUCAUUCUGUGUCUUCCAUUAAAAUCGGAGCAGGGUCCACAUGAGAAAAGACUCCUUAACAAACUUCUCAACGAUUACAACGUCCUUGAAAGACCCGUCGCCAACGAAUCAGAACCCCUCCUGCUCAGCUUCGGCCUCACCCUUCAACAAAUCAUAGACGUGGAUGAAAAGAAUCAAAUUGUAGUGUCAAACAUUUGGUUAAAUCUGGAGUGGGUGGACGUGAAUCUCAGGUGGAACGCCUCAGAGUUCGGAGGCAUACAAGACCUUAGAAUACCUCCGCACAAAAUUUGGAAACCAGACGUCCUAAUGUACAAUAGCGCCGACGAAAAGAUCGACAGUACUUUCCCAACGAAUGUCGUAGUGAGGAACAACGGUAGCUGCACAUAUAUCCCGCCCGGAAUCUUCAAGAGUACGUGCAAAAUCGACAUCACAUGGUUCCCCUUCGAUGAUCAGAAGUGUGAGAUGAAAUUCGGGUCCUGGACCUACGACGGGUUCCAGUUGGACCUCAGACUAGCCAACGAAGACGGAGGGGACCUCUCCACGUACAUAACUAAUGGCGAGUGGAUCCUGAUAGGCCUUCCAGGAGUGAGAAACGAGAUUUUUUAUGCGUGUUGUCCGGAGCCUUACGUCGACAUCACCUUUACAAUCCAUAUUCGGAGGCGAACCCUCUAUUAUGGAUUUAAUCUCAUCAUCCCCUGUGUUCUCAUCUCCUCCAUGACCCUUCUAGGCUUCACCCUGCCACCGGACUCGGGAGAAAAACUAACCCUCGGUGUCACGAUUCUUCUGUCCUUGACCGUCUUUCUUCUACAGUUAGCUGAAACGAUGCCACCCACGUCUGACGCAGUCUCAAUCAUAGGAACAUAUUUCGCAUGUAUAAUGAUAAUGGUGGCAUUCUCAGUUGUCAUGACGGUCGUUGUCCUUAACUACCACCACAGAAAUUCGGACACGCACGAAAUGCCUGAAUAUAUCAGAACCAUAUUUCUUCUGUGGCUCCCGUGGAUCUUGAGAAUGCACCGUCCCGCCAAGAUAAGUGCCCGCCUCAAAGCAACAUCUUCAUUUACUACUUCUGGAGGACGGUCUUCGCGGUUGUCAGCCCCCGAUCUCAAAGAACGUUCUUCUAAGAGCCUUCUGGCCAACGUUCUGGACAUAGACGAUGACUUCAGGCUACAGCACGGCCCUAAUAGCAAUGCCGGUGCCUCUUCCGCCAUGUCCGGUGGAGACUCUGCCUGUGGCUAUGUCCAGCUCAUUGGACCUAGUGUGGAGGGGACUCCAACGACAACACUCCACGGAGCUACUGGUGCAGCUGCGGCAAAUCCAACUUCUUGCCUGAGCUCUCAGAGGGAACUGGCGGCAAUAUUACGCGAGGUUCGCUACAUAACCAAGCGGAUGCGCGAUGACGACGCGACCCAGGACAUAAUCUCAGAAUGGAAAUUCGCUGGUAUGGUCGUAGACAGAGUGUGCUUCAUCCUUUUUACAGCCUUCACUGUCAUCUCGACUUGUGUGUGCCUCUUUUCGGCGCCUCAUCUUGUAGCCUGAUGGCAAGGCUACGUAGAAAUGAAUCUAUUUGAACUUCUCUCAAUAUUAAUUGUCUUUGAUAUUUGUAGGGAUUUUUUUCGAUUUCUUUUGUAAUUUUCUUUAAAUAUUGUUUAUAAGAAUAUAUAUUUACAUACGUUAUAUAUAUAUAUAUAUGGACACAGAUACCUUUAUGAGACAGUGAAUAAACAUUUCGCGUUCACUGGACGAAGUAAAGAGUUACUUUGUCGGCAUCAUACUAUUUGUAAAGAAGGGAUCUAUAAUUUUAAUAACUGAAACACAUUUCCCUAAAAUUUAUUUAUUAUUUAAGAUUCUAUGAAUUUUUAUUCUCUAUGAGCUUUUCGUGUAGAAUGCGUGAUCAUAUUAAAUAUGAGCUACGGAACAAAAGCAAGGGAUCUAUAUACAUAGCAUAUAUUCGUAAAAAACUAAUGACACAGUUGACCCUAGAACCUCUUUUCUGCAAGGAUUAAAAUUUAUACAUUUAAAAUGCCCUUUAGACUAUUAGAAAUAAUAUUUUUCAUUCACCAGCAUGAUUGAUAAGCCUUUUAUUCAUAUUAUCGUUUAAAAAUUCAAAGAAAACUUAUUGCUUCAGUUCCAUGGAUUUGAAACUAUUGGUAUUAAAAAGAAAACCUCCUACAUGUAACACAUUUUCAAAUAUGAAUUACAAAAAUACUUUAAGGUAUAUAAAAUUGCAAUAAUACCUGAAUACUUCACCAAGUUAUUUCUUUAUCACCGUAGGAAACCUUGAUUUGGCUUAUUUCAAUUUUUUUAGAGUAAUUUUUUGCCAGAAAGUUUUAUUUAUCAUGGAUGUUAUAGAUAUCAUAUAAACACUGCCACUGUAUAGUUCUAAUCCAAUCAAUGAGUAAGGUUACAAAUGAUAUAAUUAACUGUUGACUGACAUAGAACAUUUGAAUAUUUAUAGAAGCUGUAUUUGAUAUGGAACCUUAAUACAAAUAUAUAAUAAAAAUUAUG
Argiope bruennichi is the source of this 4241-nucleotide messenger RNA. RefSeq names its product neuronal acetylcholine receptor subunit alpha-7-like. Gene Ontology annotation, cellular component: postsynaptic membrane; synapse; neuron projection. Gene Ontology annotation, molecular function: acetylcholine-gated monoatomic cation-selective channel activity; transmembrane signaling receptor activity. The coding region runs from base 1695 to 3272 and encodes 525 amino acids. The transcript is spliced from 9 exons. The record is from RefSeq and is a predicted model, not a curated record. Gene Ontology annotation, biological process: nervous system process; regulation of membrane potential; chemical synaptic transmission. NCBI's taxonomy places the organism in Eukaryota, Metazoa, Arthropoda, Arachnida, Araneae, Araneidae.